This is a messenger RNA of Lasiodiplodia theobromae, 1284 nucleotides long. RefSeq names its product Sugar transporter. Gene Ontology annotation, molecular function: carbohydrate:proton symporter activity. Gene Ontology annotation, biological process: carbohydrate transport; transmembrane transport. The transcript has 6 exons. The coding region runs from base 1 to 1284 and encodes 427 amino acids. Gene Ontology annotation, cellular component: membrane. The record is from RefSeq and is a predicted model, not a curated record. NCBI's taxonomy places the organism in Eukaryota, Fungi, Ascomycota, Dothideomycetes, Botryosphaeriales, Botryosphaeriaceae.
AUGUUUUUGACCUGCUUCACACAGAUUGUCGGUGUGAUCGUUCAAGUAACGAGCAAGACUGUCGCACAAUUUACCGUCGGGCGCAUCCUUAUCUACACAGCCGUAGGCCUUGUCGAAAACGUUACUCCGACCUACCAAUCGGAAGUAUCGCCCGCACCCCUGCGUGGCUUCUUUGUUGGAUCUCUCCAACUGUUUUUGACUUUCGGCUCCUUGAUUGCCGGCAUCGUCAAUAACGAAAUGGCCAAGAUUGCUACUCAAGCCGGGUGGAUGGUUGCUUCAGGCCUGCAGGCCUUGCCCGCCGUCAUCAUCAUAGUUGGAUUGCCCUUCACUCCAGAAUCUCCGCGAUGGCUCCUUUCCAGAGACCGGGAAGAUGAAGCUCUUGCAAUUUUGGAGAAACUUCGCCCCGCGAAGGAUGUCCAAGAUGGACUUGUCAACAUUGAACUCGCUACCAUGAGGGAGGACUUUACACAACAGGUCGAAGGCGUGAGAAAGAAGGAACCGUGGAGUAGUCUAUUCAAGGGCACAAACCUUCGCCGCACAUGGAUCGCCACUGGGAUAAUGGCCCUGCAACAACUGACAGGUGUGACAUUCUCGAGCAGUUACGGGCCGACCUUCUACAAACAGGUUGGCCUCGCAAAGAUGGCCUUUGCGUACGCGGCAAUCAACAAUGGUGUUUCCAUGGUCACGGCCAUCAUCGGCAUGAUAAUCUUUGAUUCUCUUGGGCGCCGGAGUGUCACGUUCUACGGCUGCAUUUUCCAGGCAGUCUUCCUCUGCCUCAUCGGAGCUCUUGGUGCAAAGCCGGACAGAUCUGCCAGCGACACCCAUGGAAUGGUGGCUUCAUUCAUCAUUUACGCCGCCAUUCUGCACAUGACUCUGGGCCCAGCGGCGUACAUCACUGCAGCAGAAGUUGGAUCCUCAUCGUUACGCGAGAAGACGAUGAGUAUCGCAACUGCCGUGAAUGUCGUUGUUGGCUUUGUAGUUGUGUUUACUACACCAUACUUGAUGAACCCGGCAUACGCUGGCCUCGGUGCUAAUUUGGGCUAUGUUUGGGGCGGCUUUUCUGCGCUUGGGGCGAUCUGGGUCUGGCUAUGCAUGCCAGAGCUGAAGGACCGUACACUUGAGGAGAUGGACGAGCUCUUUGCUGCAAGAAUACCGGCUUGGAAGUUCAAAGGCUACAAGACCUCUAGCCUCAGCUACGACAUGGCUGUGCUUAAGAGUAAUGGAGACCCAGAGAACCUACCAAAAGCUACUGUAGUGCAGUUGGAGGAUGCUGAGAGGGACUAA